AUGCAGAACCACGGAACCGUGAAUUCGGCUCUCAUUCGGCCGGGCACGCCGGGCGACGUUGUGAACCUCUGCAUUGGCGGACGUCUAUUCAUUACCCGUCGGGCCACCCUCUAUCGCCUCCCAGACAGUCGACUCUACAUGAUUGCCACUCAGGGCGAACAGCAGAGUCGGGCCUAUCAGGAGGAGUUUCGCUCACCGGAGCGUCGAACACCCGACGUACAACACACAACCACCUCGGGAGAGUACACAGUCGGUGGAGCUACUCUCCUGCCCAACGCCAUAGUCUCUUCCCUGUUUGGCAACAAGGAUCUCAUCUCCGCAGCGGCUGUCUGCCGCAAUCAGGUCUACUCCUCUGAGGAGAACAACCUUAACACCCCGACAACUCCCCGGCCACGCGACGCCUAUCCACAUAGCGGUGGUGGGGGUGAAUACGUCUCCACGCCGCAGCCCGUCUACUUCUUCGAUCGAGAUCCGGAGAUCUUUCGAUUCGUGUUGGAUUACUAUCGCACCGGGGAGUUGCACUUGCCCUCCAACAUCUGCGGUCCGUUUGUGCGUAAAGAGCUCAUAUUCUGGGGCAUUGAUGAGUCCCUGAUUGAUCCCUGCUGUAUGCCUGCCUACAUGCGGUACGAUGAGGAGAAGAGAACAAAGAAAACUUUGUUUCGGGACUGUUUUGAGGACAUUGACUCCAUGCAGAAUCUGGUGAAGUUCUCGCGAGGCUGGAAAAAAUGGCGAUACCGACUGUGGCUUUUUAUGGACCAUCCGAGCUCAUCCUUUGUUGCGAAGGUGAGAGUUUUUAGAGUCAAUUUUCAUAAAAUCCCAUCCACUUUGUAA
This is a messenger RNA of Dibothriocephalus latus, 831 nucleotides long. Lineage: Eukaryota; Metazoa; Platyhelminthes; Cestoda; Diphyllobothriidea; Diphyllobothriidae. The record is from the annotation of a GenBank genome assembly.